Alligator mississippiensis (American alligator) is the source of this 2842-nucleotide messenger RNA. RefSeq names its product ghrelin and obestatin prepropeptide (gene GHRL). The transcript is spliced from 5 exons. The record is from RefSeq and is a predicted model, not a curated record. NCBI's taxonomy places the organism in Eukaryota, Metazoa, Chordata, Crocodylia, Alligatoridae. Gene Ontology annotation, biological process: positive regulation of growth hormone secretion; regulation of response to food; negative regulation of inflammatory response. Gene Ontology annotation, cellular component: extracellular region. Bases 2118 to 2483 code for a protein of 121 amino acids. Gene Ontology annotation, molecular function: growth hormone-releasing hormone activity; ghrelin receptor binding.
AAAUUUCUCUGUAGCUGUACUUUGCCAAAUGACAGCUUUUAGUCCAAAUCCCAGAGGCAGCUGGAAGUGGGAAGAGGGACUGAUGAGCAACUGUGCAGAGUCUUGUUGUGAUUCUGGACGGCAAAUCCCAGAGAUCUUGGGUGCACACGAAGAGGAAGUGAACACACAACCCAUGCUGGCCUAUGUGCCAGAGAGCCAUGCUCUAGCACCCCCCAAGCUCCUGGCUUCAGCUACUGCAGGCAUGUGGGCUGCAUUUCCCGAAUGAAAAGUGAAUGUCUGUUCAUUUGCUUAUUGGUUCAAUCUUUGCCGCUUAGACUAACCUGCAAAGACUGAAUCAAUUCAGCCUUGGGUUUUUUGACUAUCUGUACUUAACCCAAAGAAACAUAAUGGCUGUAGGAACAUAACAAGGACUUUGCCCAGUAUUUCAGAACAAGUUAUUUCUUACUUUAAUACAAUGCAAGACUUUUAUUAUAGGCAAAAAUAUUUUUUUUUCCAUUUUCCUCCUUUGUUUUCUUCACUGCUUUGGUACCUGUCUUCAGUCAGUUUGGUCUGGUGCCUACACCUCUUCUGUAGCUCAGUGGCUGUUCUCUGAAUAGCUGACCUACCCACCCUGCUCCAGGUAAGCUUGUAUGACCAUGGCUGGCCCCACCUGUUAAAAAAGGAUGCUUCUCCUGCCCCCAGUUUCCCACCAGAUUCAAAGAGUCUGUGUCAGAAUCUGUAAUCCUAAAAAUAGACCAUGCUAAAUCUGGUUGAAUUCUUGGACACUGGGUAGUGACCCAGGUGGUCUCUUCCAGUUUUAUGCCCCUCUAUUCCUGUGACCAAUGGUUUCCUAUACCAGUGAGUUCCACAGCUUAACUGCAUCUUGUGUGAAGAUGAAAUAUUUCUUUUAUUGACGGGUUUUGUCUUUUUCACUUUCAACAACAGUGAAUUUCCACUUUUUCGUGUCUUGCAAACCUGGGAGAACAGAAGUUCCCAAUCUACCUUCCUCAGAUCAUAUGCUUAUGUCCCUCCUUAUUCAUCUCUUCUCUUAAACACCCUGGUCUUUCUAUAGUCCAUAGGAGAACUGUUCAGGAAGAGAUCAUGAAGCUUUUUUUGCCACAAGGCUGUGAAGUGCUGGUUUCUGUUUCAGAUUAGAUUUGAAGUCCUGGCUUCCCAGAGGCAUUUUGUUCUUUGUUCGCUUGCCCAAAUUCUGACUCUGCUCAGUCGGCUGUAGCUGUGUCAUCAGCACUCUUCUCCACACGUGCUACCUCCACUGUGGUUCCUAAUCCCCUUUCUGGCUGAGCUGGGAGUCCACAGGAGAACUGUCCCAGGCUUUCACCCCUUCUCUGUUCUUCCCUGAACCAAUGUCCAAUUUGGCAAACGUGGAAGACUAAACAAGCUCCCACCCCCAUACGUCAUGGCUGAAAACCCCCACUAUAGCCUGAGGUCUUUAACAAGGGAAAUUUAAAAAAGAUGGAAUAACCCACUUAGUAAAAGAACAGAAAAACAUUUUCUAGAAUAGGUCACAUAUAAACUUAACUUCUCUAUUUCGUUACUGAGCUAUGCCAGUUCAGGUACCGAUUGAAAAGUAUUCUUCGGAGAAUUCAAGCCACAAUCAUAGAUUUCAUAGACAUUUGGGCUGGAAGGGACCCUGGAGGAUCAUCGAGUCCAGCCCCCUGCCCCAGGGGCAGGAAGUCAGCAGGGAUCAUAGGAUCCCAGCAAGGUAAGCAUUUCACCUGCAUUAAUGAAUGGAACAUUCUCAACGUCUGGAUCUUUUUUCAGAGAGUUGCUAUCUAAUCCCCCAGGAAAGCUAAUCCAGCGACAGAUCUAUGCAUUGUAUUCCACAUUUUGUUGAUUUGGUUAUGACCUAAGCAGAGCAAGUUUCCAAGGAAUUCCAAAUACGUAUUAGGUUGUAUUUCAAGGGGCACUUUAAAACAAAACAAAUAUUCCAGUGAUAGAAAAACUCCCCACACAGCCAUUUGGUGAACCAAAUCUAGGCAAGCAACCUUUCAGGCUGGUUCCACCCUCACCACCUUCUCUCUUGUAUACUUCUUCUCUCCUGUCCCAUCUUCAGUUCUGUCAUUUUUCCACUUGUGGAAGAAAGGUAAGUGAAAAAGUUCCCAGGUUUGGUUCAGCGCAUGCCCAAGGCGAUCAUGUUUCUCAGAAGUGCUCUGCUGGGAAUUCUCCUUUUCUGCAUUCUCUAUACAGAAACUACUCUGGCUGGCUCCAGUUUUUUAAGCCCUGAAUACCCAAGGACACAGCAGCAGAAAGAUGCUAAGAAGCCUAACACCAAAUUACACCGCCGGGGCACAGAAGGAGUUUUGGAUACAGAUGAAAAACAGGCAAAAGGACACAGCAAUGAAAUUGAAGUUAAGUGCAAUGUCCCCUUUGAAAUUGGUGUCAAGAUAACAGAAGGACAGUACCAGGAGUAUGGACAAAAGCUCGAAAGGAUCUUAGAGGACAUGCUUACAGGGGAGCCAAAAGAAAUCCAAGUGGAAAACUGACAGGAGUUGAAGGACACCAGCAGCACAUGAUGACCGUUAUUACAACAAAACUCUGCUUUCGAGUUGUACACCUGAUAAUAUUCUUUUAAAAAACAGAUGCCUGGGGCUGAAUAGUUUACAUUUUUAAACCAUUAGGGUGAAAACAGACCUUUUUGGGAGGAAGGCAAGAGAUUAAAUAACUCGGUAAAGAAAACCAGCAGCCACCUGACUUUUAAGUUGUUUUACUUUUAUUUUUUUCUUAAUUGUAUCACAAAUGUUCUAGGAUGUGUUUGUAAGCCAUUUGGACCUUUUCUACCAAUGGAGGGAGAAGACUUGUGUAUGCUUCUACAGCCGAAAAUAAAAGUAGUAUUGAAACUGCA